Molecule: messenger RNA, 1153 nt
Organism: Diachasma alloeum
Lineage: Eukaryota; Metazoa; Arthropoda; Insecta; Hymenoptera; Braconidae
Gene: Pex11c
Product: peroxisomal membrane protein 11C
Exons: 4
Coding region: 287-970 (227 amino acids)
Biological process (GO): peroxisome fission
Cellular component (GO): peroxisomal membrane
Source: RefSeq, a predicted model, not a curated record
CAUGCACUUUCUCACACGAAUAUCGAAAAAAUCCCGUUGAUUUUUUUCGAUAUCCACAUCACCUCGAAAGGAGGGAAAUGUAUCAACGGCAUCAACUGCUGGCGCAGUAACCGCGCGCUGCUCUUUUUCUCCCAAUAAAAUGACGUGGAGAUAGUUUUUCGUAGAAUCUCAAGAUACUUCAUUUAAAUUUUCGAAUACAAAUCGCACAAAUGUGCUGUUCAUAGAGUGAUACCAAGUGCAAUCAUUAACCAUAAAUAGUAAAAAUUAGAAAAAUAAUUCAAAAAUAAUGGAACUGAUAUCAGAAUAUUUGGAAUCCUACGAAGGGCGUGAUAAAUUUUUGAGGACACUGUCCUACGCUGCAAAAUUGGCGACUGUCUUCCCAAAGUCAAAUGACACUGCAAGUAAAUUUAAAUACUUCGGCAGCCAAAUGAGCGGUUGCAGGGUUAUGUUGCGUCUCCUAGACGACAUACCAUCGCUGCAUUAUGCUUUAACGUAUGGUUCGGGCAGGCAGGAGCCUGACCAGAUGAUCAGAUGGCUGGAGAUCAUCCAGAAUGUUAUUGACGUUGUUUAUUCACCCGUUGAAACAAUUGCUUGGGCUGGUUCACACAAACUCGUGUCCAUAGAUGUUGAUAAAUGGGACAAUGCAUCCACUUGGUUCUGGAUUGUUUCUCUUUAUCUUUCGUUUAUGAAGUCUGUAAAGAAAUACAAAAACUUGUCAGAGUACGGGAGUCUCGUCCUGAAGAACCAUCCGACUGAACUGAGGACUGUAAACAAAAAAAGGAGCAAUGAAAUAUUAACCUGUGCAAGAAUGCUGAUUGAUCUCAGUUAUGCCAUCAGCUACUUGCCACCGGGAACACUUUGGGGCGGUAAAUUGACUACCUGGCAGGUUGGAGCACUGGGAACUCUCUCAUCCCUCAUUGCACUGUACCAAUCACUGAGUAAAAGAAUUGCUCUAAAAAAGUAUAGCUAAAUCAAUUUUAUAAGUUUUUUUUUCACAGUUGUGAACGUUUAAGGAUCAAAGACAAGUAAAAUAGUGAUUAUGGUGAAAAAUUAUUUUUCUAUUGGUGAAGGAUUCUCGCAAUGUUAUUCUUGUAUUGUGUUUAAACAGUCCAGAGUUCGUGGAGUUCUAAUAAAUUUUAUUGGCAAUGUUUAA